UUUAAGUGCUUCUAUUUGACCAAUCCGCUGACGGGUGGGUGGAGUUGUGAAAGUACUUCUAGAUAAGUUAGUUUGGCCUCGCAGACACUGACAAAACAGUUGCGCUUUCUUCCUCAUUCAGUUGUUCACAACUUGUCUUGCUGAGAACGGAUCCGCUGCAGUCAUGAGGAAGGACCCAAAUAAACCAAGAGGAAAGAUGACCUCUUAUGCUUACUUUGUGGCGACAUGUCGUGAGGAGCACAAAAAGAAACACCCCGGGACCACUGUCAGCUUUGCAGAGUUUUCCAAGAAGUGCUCCGAGAGGUGGAAGACCAUGUCAUCCAAGGAGAAGGUGAAGUUUGAGGAGAUGGCUAAGAAUGACAAGAUCCGCUAUGACCAAGAGAUGAAAUCGUACAUCCCCCCUAAAGGUGGCAAGGGCAAGAAGAAGAAGGACCCCAAUGCACCCAAAAGGCCACCUUCUGCUUUCUUCGUGUUCUGCUCUGAGCACCGCCCCAAGAUCAAGGAAGACAACCCAGGUAUCUCCAUUGGUGAAAUUGCCAAGAAGCUUGGUGAAUUGUGGGCUGCGCAAAGUCCCAAAGACAAGGCUCCAUAUGCUGCCAAGGCUGCCAAACUGAAGGAAAAAUAUGAGAAGGAUGUUGCUGCCUACAGAGCCAAAGGUGGCUCAGGAAAGAGUGAUGCUGGCAAGAAGAGUGGCCCAGGCAGGCCUGCUGCCAAGAAAGCAGAACCAGAGGAUGACGAUGACGAUGACGAAGAUGAUGACGAGGAGGAGGAGGAAGAUGAAGAGGAUGACGAUGACGAGGAGGAUGAUGAUUAAGCAGUUUAUAUGUUAAGGAUAUGAAUUUUGCAAUGCAUUGUUCAGCUUAACUAUUGUGGGUUUUUUUGUUUUGUUUUUUUUUGAGUGGAUGAUUGCAACAGUAUAGCCUGCUGUCCCUGUUGGCCUGCCUCUGUAGGAUAUUGAUGUUCCUCUUUAAAUUCAGGGAUUUAGUUUUUAUUUUGUCACUUAGUUCCCUUAAUGGUAUAUAUAUUUUUUUUAAAAUCAGUUUCUGCAGAACUCUGUGUUUAUUACAUCGCUGAUCCUUGUUAUCGAAACAGGCAGCCAGAUAUCAAUUUCCUGUGGUAAUACAAAGAACUGAAAUUCAUGUGCUGGCAGUGGAUGGCUGCAACUCCUUAAAGUUUUAAAUGUAUUGUUUCUGGAAGCACUGCUUAUGUUUUCUGUUUAGCAGUGCUGUUGAUUGUCAUUUUACUACCAGGGGUUAUCUGUAGUUUUGAAAGGUUUGCAGCCAUUUUUAAUGUGGAACUUUGAAAACUUUCAUGUAGAACGAAUUUUCUUUUUGUAAUAAAAUUUUGUAUAUUGAUUAUAA
Scatophagus argus is the source of this 1361-nucleotide messenger RNA. It is a transcript of the gene hmgb2a, whose product is annotated as high mobility group box 2a. Gene Ontology annotation, cellular component: nucleus. Gene Ontology annotation, molecular function: DNA binding, bending. The record is from RefSeq and is a predicted model, not a curated record. NCBI's taxonomy places the organism in Eukaryota, Metazoa, Chordata, Actinopteri, Scatophagidae. Gene Ontology annotation, biological process: regulation of transcription by RNA polymerase II. The transcript has 5 exons. Bases 164 to 814 code for a protein of 216 amino acids.